AUGUCUAUGACACUCGAAGAGGCUGCAGUCCCACGGACACCGCUGCCCCCUCCAGAUACUCCAGAGAAUGUCUUCCAGCAGCUCAGCUUAAAAGGGCGCGUUGUUGCUAUAACGGGUGCAGCUGAUGGGAUAGGAUUCUCUGUCGCUGAGGCAAUGGCAGAAGCCGGUGCACAUGUAGCUUUGUGGUACAACUCCAACAACCAGGCCAUUGAGAAGGGCGAGAAGCUCGCCAAGCAGCACGGUAUACGAGCGAAGGCGUACCAAGUCGAAGUAUCGAAGGCAGAGAACGUACAAAGCGCAAUGGACGAAGUCGUGAAAGACUUUGGAAAAAUUGACGUCUUCGUUGCCAAUGCAGGCAUGGCUAUCUCCAAACCGAUCACAGAACAGACGCUUGACGAAUACCACAAGCAGAUGAGCGUGAACGUCGAUGGCGUCGUAUAUUGCGCCAAAUACGCUGGUGAACUGUUCAAGAAGCAAGGAAAGGGCAACUUGAUCAUCACAUCAAGCAUGUCAGCGCAUAUAGUCAACGUACCAGUCGACCAACCAGUCUACAAUGCAACGAAGGCAUUUGUAACGCAUUUUGGCAAAUCACUCGCUCGUGAAUGGCGUGACUUUGCCCGUGUCAACAUCGUCUCGCCGGGUUUCUUCAAUACUAAGAUGGGUGCUUCGCCAUCAUGUAUCAAUGAAGCCUAUCGAAUGACUCCUUUCGCACGACAAGGGCAUGUCAAGGAGCUUAAGGGGCUGUACUUGUAUUUGGCUAGUGACGCAUCGAGCUAUCAGACCGGAAGUGACACUCUCAUCGAUGGCGGCUACACUUUGCCUUAG
Messenger RNA from Pseudovirgaria hyperparasitica, 825 nucleotides. RefSeq names its product putative NADP-dependent mannitol dehydrogenase. The record is from RefSeq and is a predicted model, not a curated record. Lineage: Eukaryota; Fungi; Ascomycota; Dothideomycetes; Acrospermales; Acrospermaceae. Bases 1 to 825 code for a protein of 274 amino acids. The transcript has 5 exons. Gene Ontology annotation, cellular component: intracellular anatomical structure. Gene Ontology annotation, molecular function: oxidoreductase activity, acting on NAD(P)H, oxygen as acceptor.